Messenger RNA from Chenopodium quinoa (quinoa), 657 nucleotides. RefSeq lists its product as uncharacterized. Bases 1 to 657 code for a protein of 218 amino acids. The transcript has 6 exons. Gene Ontology annotation, molecular function: cysteine-type peptidase activity. Gene Ontology annotation, biological process: proteolysis. The record is from RefSeq and is a predicted model, not a curated record. Lineage: Eukaryota; Viridiplantae; Streptophyta; Magnoliopsida; Caryophyllales; Amaranthaceae.
AUGUCUCUUGAAUUACUACGAGGAGCAUGGGCUAAUAUUUCAUUAAUCCAUGUCUACAUAUUGUACUUAAUUGAAAAGCAUAUCUCAUUAUUUCAGAAGACUAAAAUCAAGUUCUUGUGCCCCCAAAAAAUUUCUGCAGUUGAAAUCAAGAAAGAUUUCCUUGAAGUCCAAAUGUAUUUGAAAAAUGCUUUUCUUACUGAAUUAAGGAAAAAUGAUGCACAAUGCAAAUUCAUUUUGGCUCCAUAUAUGGAAGCGAAUCAUUGGGUACUCUAUGUGAUUGAUUUGCAUAUGAGUCUUGUGUAUGAGUUUGAUUCUGUUAUUCAAUCACCUCCGAACGCUCGAAACUCAGAGUUGUCCAAAGUAAUGAAGAUACCUUACAAUGUAUACAGGUCACACCUUAAAGGAAAUGCUUUCAAAACGAGUAAGCCACAAUUACUAUACAUAAGAAUGGAGUGUGCUCAACAAUGUGGUGGUACCGAAUGUGCUUAUUAUGUGAUGAGAUAUAUGUAUGAGAUAGUAUCUUUCCAUAGCGAUUGCAAGGGUAAUUUGAAAGAGGAGUAUUUGGCAAGACUUGCAGCCUACAACGAUGUAGAAUUGGAUGAGAUUCGAGAACAAUGGGCUAAGUUUUUUAGGCUUAAUUUUUUGUUGAAACACUAG